This is a messenger RNA of Nezara viridula (southern green stink bug), 7834 nucleotides long. Lineage: Eukaryota; Metazoa; Arthropoda; Insecta; Hemiptera; Pentatomidae. The record is from the annotation of a GenBank genome assembly.
AUGUCGCCUUCAAGGCCGAGACCGCAGCUAGCCACAUAUGGCCUCAAGGUCGCUGAUUUUCCCAGAAUCAAGCGUGAUAUCAAUAACACAAUUGUGUUAGCUGAAGGUGAUGAUUUAGAACUUUCUUUACCUCCUAUGGUUAAAGAAGCUAGUAAAUCAAUGGAAAAAAUAAUGAAAACUGAUCUUUAUAGAAGAGUAGUGCUAAGAUGCCCUCUCAUUGCUUUACCAGAACCUAAAAUAACAUGGUACAAGCUCAGAGUUCUCAUAAAAAGAAUUAACAGAUCAAUGGAUACUGGAGUGAUUGGAGUAGAUGGAGUGAUUGUUCCAGUACAUGUGGUGAGGGGUGGCAGCGACGUACUCGACGUUGUAAUAACCCACCUCCUUCUAUUGGUGGUGAUGAUUGUGUUGGCCAAACCUAUGAGGACAAAAAAUGUGAAAUUGUUCCCUGUCCAAUAAAUGGAAAUUGGGGCAAGUGGUCUGAUUGGAGUGAGUGCACUAAAACUUGCGGUUACAGCAUAAAAAUUAGAAGAAGGCGCUGUAACAAUCCUGUACCAUCCUUUGGUGGUCUUCCAUGUUCAGGAAACAGCAGAGAUAUAACUCUGUGCCAAAAACCCAAGUGUAGAGAUGUUGGUUGGUCACCGUGGUCAGAAUGGAGUCCUUGUUCUGUCACUUGUGGUACCGGUCGCCAAAUAAGAAAAAGAUUCUGCCUUGGUGGAGUUUUCAGUGUGGAUUGCAAGGGAGAAUCCCGACAGAAUAAAUGGUGCCAAAGAUUGCCAUGCCACAGAAGAAGAUUUCUGAGAAGUGCACAACUGAAUAUUUAUGGCGAAUUGAAUGGUUUACCUGUUGAAGAAACAAUUCUAGCUGAAAUAGAAGAGAAUAGUAAUGAAACUAAAAUAACAGCUGUACCUCUGAACAUCACUGAUAAUACAAUUACUAAUUCAUCACUUGAUGAGAAAUAUAAUAUGACCAAUAUUCCUUUCAUCAUCAGCCCUGUUUCUUGGCUAGCUGCACAUGAAAUAGGUGGAAAAAAUGGUUUUUCACUACUAAAUGGAAGUUUUCAUGAAAAUACAACUUACAACUUUUCUACAGGAGAAGAGAUGGAAAUGCAAAGUGAUGCAGAAAUUGAUGACUCUUCAGAUCCAUUGAAACUCUAUAUAGAAGUUAAAGGACAAGCGCCUAUUGACAACAAAGCUACAAUAAUUAUUGAUCCAUAUGAUGAAGAUAUUGUCCAGACUAAUAGAAAAACUAUGAAGAGUUCAUCGCAUACUACUCUUCAAACAAAUGGAAAGACAAUUCCUGUUUCUUGGAGGAAAAAUAUAGAAUUAUCUGAAAAUAGACAUAGUAGAGUAUUUCCAGUUGAGCGAUUGAAAUCAAACAGACAGCACUCCAAAUAUAAUAAAAAUAAGGGAAGAAUCGAAUAUCAGACUGGUGCUGUUGUAACUUCAAGUUUUGAAAAUGGUUCAUGCCCUAAGGGAUUCAAAUACAAUGAUGAAAACGGAGAAUGUCAAGAUAUAAAUGAAUGCAUCCGGAAAUGGCAAAAUAAUUGCUAUCCAGGUGAAGUUUGCAUCAAUACCAUUGGCUCAUUCAUUUGUGAAUGUCGGCAAGGAUAUCGGGAGAGACCCAAUAAAGGAGGCUGCAAAGACAUAAAUGAGUGUUUGGAAGGUUCACAUCUGUGCUCGCAUACAUGUCAAAACACUAAAGGAAGUUAUCAGUGCCUCUGCCCAUAUAACAUGAUUUUAUCUGAUGAUUUUUUUAACUGUGUUGAAGUCUCAAAAGAAGAAUAUGAAGAUUACUCAUUAGGUUUAAAUGAUUUAGAUUACUUUGAAUCUUCUUCUACUAUAAUUCCUAUAUCAAAGAAAAGUAACAGAAAAGGAUUAAGAAAUCUUGGUUUUAGCCGAAAAGAAAAUUAUGACAGCAAUCAUGUUGUUAAUUCUGAUCAAAACAAAGAUAACGUAACUUGUAAAUCUGGGUUUAAUGCUGAAAAAAAUGAAUGUGAAGAUAUAAAUGAAUGCAUAGAGGAUGAAUAUGCCUGUUCUAAACAGGAGCUAUGUAUGAACACUCCAGGUUCCUAUGUGUGUAUCGAUGCUCCUUGUCCGGAUAAAUUCAUAUUUUCACCAGAAACUAGAUCCUGUUUACUCCUCUGCCUUGAUAAUGAAGUUGAUUGUACAGAUGGUGCUUUGAUCUCUGAGAGCCUUCAAAUUAUAAUUGUUCCAGUGUAUAGAGCAAAUUAUACUUUCGAUCCAUUUACAGAAAUACUUGUUUUGUUUUCUUAUGAUGACAAUAACCUCCCAAUAGAUGAAAGUAUAUAUGAAAUAGUACAAAAUGAAUCAGGUUUGCCAGUGAAAAUCAGGAGUGAAGAGAGAUUAGGAGUGUUAUAUGCUUCAAAUUACUUUGAAGUAGAAAAUAAAGAAAGUUUGAUAUUAAUGAGCUCCACUUAUGACUCAAAUGGUGAUAAACUACACUCCACAAUGUUUUUAAUUUUAAUUUAUAAUACCAAGUCAGUUACUUUAUGAUAUCAAAUUUUCAGGAAAAAUUAUUUAUUUUAUAUUAAUUUGUUUAAAAAAAAAAAAAGAAGGAAAAAUUAGAAAAGUGUAUAUUAGCUACAAUAAAAACUUAUUUAUUCAUAAAAAUUGAAAUGUUGUUGCUAUUAUUGGUAUAAUAAUUUGGAGUGAUCAAUAUAAUAAUUAACUUGGGUCAGAUAUGAAUUACUUUUGCUAACAAAUAUAACCACUAUGCAAAAUAAAAUAUUAAAAAAUAAAUCAAUGUCUAUAGAAAAAAAAUUCUAAUCUUCAACAUUGUGUCAAGAUUCAAACCCAAAAGUUCAUGUAAUUAAAUGCUAAAGUUUGAUUUUUAUAUGAUGUUUAUUAUGUGUAAAGCCCUUUAAAAAAUGCAGAAUAAUCACACUAACCUACAAGGCUACCAACCUAUUCUAGCCUCAAUGUGAAGGUCCAGAUUAUUCAUGUGCACUAACUGAUCGAGGAUUUAAUUUUGGGGGGCUUUAGCCCAAAAGUUUUUUUUGUAUGUAUAUAUUAGGAUAAUUACUUCGGAAGAAAGAAAGAAACUAACUACGUAUAUGAAAUGGUGUUUAAGUGAUUCUUUCAUUCCUAUUAAAUGUAAUUAGAUGAACAAUAAUACUUUUAGAGAUAAUUUUUUUCUUUAAACAUGGUUAUAUUUUACCAUUUUGGGAGGAGGGAGAAUUCUGAAAGCCUCCCUUCCCCUCCGUAGAUCCGCCUGUGUUCAUGUAGCUGAGUCCACAGCAAAAUAAAAGUCUACCUACAUAGCUCAGAUCCGAACUACUUCCAGCGCUGUGUGAGAGCUGAACCAACAAAUUUGACCACCUUGACUUAUGUUAAACCUUAAAUAGACACUUUAAAUUUCUUUUUUGAAAACAAUUAAAUGAAAUGUUUAAUUAAAAAAAAUUAUUUCCAACAGUAUAAAAUUUCUUUUAGAAUUUUUUAAACGAAAAUGAUUUCAAUUAAUUUAAAUUUUGAGUAAGAUUAUUACAACAAACUAUUUAUAGAUUUGAUUGGUGAAUUAAUAAUAUUUUAGCAAAUUAGAAGCAAAAUGUCUUUUAAAAUUUAAAAAAAAAAAAUGGACUUUGGAUCAAUCAAAUCGCAAAUAUUGAUAUAAAAAAUAUUUAUAAAUUUUGGAAGACUGUGUUAAUUGCAAACAACCGAAUAACUAUCUAUUUAUUAACAUAGGUUUAGAAGGUUAAGUUUCUUAACCGUUAUUAUUAUCGUAUUUACUUAUCGUCUUUAACUUGAAUGUUCAUUAUCGUAAGUUUAACGUUCAUUAUCAUAUUAACUUGAAGAUCAUUAUCGUAUUUACCUUUGUUGAGUUAACACCAUGUGUGCGCUGUGAUCUUUUUGAUAAUUCAUUGCUCGCAGGGAGUACACAUUACUCUAUUUUUAUUUAUUUUUUGAUUUUGAUUUUUUAAUUUAGAGGAACAGUUAGGUUUUUGUUUUCUAUUCUUAAUUUGUUUACAACAUUUUUCUCAGUUUGAGAUAUUUAUCGUGGAAAUGGCUGAUGUGCUAGAUCCUAAACCACCUGUCAUUCAAGAAACUUUUUUCAAAACCAAAUUAAAAUGGUCGAAAAAAUGUUUUAAUGAAGACAGGAGAAAACUCUGCAAGUAAAACGUUCGAAGAUAUCAGUCCUUUUAGAGUGUGCAGAUGUAUUAAAAGCCAAUGUCCCCAAGUCAAUGUAAAGUUUCUUAAAAUUGGCACUGUUUUAUUAGCAGUUAAUAAUGAAAAAGAUUUUAUUAACUUGGAAAAUAUAAAUACAUUUUAAAUUUUGUGAUAAUGUUCGAGUACAAAUCUCUAAAUUUUUCAUUGUGUAUUUCUCUGAAUUAUUGAAAUAUUCAGAUGACGAAUAGUUACUGAACUUGAAUUUCACUGUUAGAUAAGGUUAAAAGAAUUCAUAAAAAAAAAAUAAUGAGAAUAAGCCAUAAUUAAUAACCAUUAUUAAUCCUGAUUUUAUUAUAAGAAUAACUAUUAUUAAUCCUGACAUUUGAAAAUAGUGAACUCCUGGAUAGACUGGUCUUAGAUUUCAUUUCCAUAAGAAUCAGACCGUAUGAACCCAAACCUCUACUUUACUUUUCAUGAUAUAAUUAUAGACAUAUGGGUAAGUAGUGUAAAAUCAUCAAUUGCAGUAAAUAUGUAGAAAAUACACACAAAGCCGAAAACUGUACCAACAUUUACAUAGUGGUUUAAAAGACUACCUUGAGGAUUGCUGCCGUAUACUUACCAGAGUGGGAACGUCAAGAUUCAUUUCCCGGGGCCACUGAGAAAUGAAAAUUAACUGACCGAGAGAUGGGAAUUGAACCCACAAUGUUCAGAAUCAGGCACUCUGGAACUCAUACCGCAAUUUUCUGGGCCAUCCCAUCCUCUAAUAUUAUUAUAAGAUAUCUAUUGGAAUGCCUAGCUAUCAGAAAAGUGGAAUGUGGUAUGCAGUGACCUAAAAUCGGGAUACCUCAACCAUUAAAAAAAUAUUUCAAUAAAAUAAAAAAACAAGAAUUUCAGUCUGAUGUGUAUAUACUUUUUUCAAUAUUACCAAUGGUUUUUAAAACAUUUUUUAUUGAGAGCUUAUAUUCUUCUUAAUUACAUGGAGUUAUUAUUUUGUUGAAUUUUCAUUUAAACCUCAAUAGCUGAAUUCUGGUGGCUUUUAUUUUUAUAAAUAAGAUAAUGAAAAUUUGAAACAAAGGAAUUAAAAAGUUUAAUAUUCACAUUUAUUUAAAAAUAUGAAAUAUUUAUAGUUGAAAAUAUAUUCUGCAUUUAUUAAAGACAUAAAAACUGCAGGUUAGGAAUUAUUGAUAUUACAUUUAUUUCAAUAUAAUUUGAUUAAUUUUCAAUUUUCUCAUCUUCCACAUGUUUACAUAAGUUUAUGGAAAUAUAUUGGUAAAUGAUAUUUAAUUAAAACAUAAAAAGAAAAUCAAUAGUUAAACAAAUAUUUUGAGUAUUUGAUAUAACUUUUUGCCAUGAUUCUUAAUUAUACAAAAAUAUUAUAAUAUUAAAAAUAAAAAACAAUUGUAUGCAGUCUUGUUGUAAUCAUAAAAGAAAGUACUACAUUAACUUAUUUACACUGGCUGAAAUAAAAAUUUAGUAUACAUGCACUUCAGUUUUCAUCCACCAUUAAACAUACAUAUUCAAUAAUUACUGUACAAGGUAUCCAACAUUUUUAAUACAAUCAUUGUAUGGAUACAAUAUCUUACUUCAAUAAAUUUGUAGACAUAAUUUGUAGUUUUUUUGUUUUUUUCUUAUCGCUAAAUAAAUUAUAAUUUUAAUUAAGUCAAACUAGAUACUACCUUAAUUGUACUAAAAAUCACAAUUAGUUUACAAACAAUUAGUGGCUUUUAAAAACCUUUUAACCCUAAAUUGGUAUAUACACAUAAGGAAACAUUAUGCACCCACUCGAAAGCAUCCAAAUCACAAAUCAUAUUUGGUUUCUCAUGGAACUUAAAAAGAAAUUCAACUUAUAAAAUAGUGGAUGGUACGGAAAAACAAAAAAAAAAUGAUAAUCUUCAAUGUUUUCACUUGGAUUUUCUCUUAGUUGGUGAAACUAUCCUUAAAAGUGAUACCAAAGGAGCCUCAAAAAGAAUGGAAAUUAUAAAUGAAAUGAUGUAUGACAGGAUGAGAUGUCCUGUGUACAUAACAAUCUGAAACAGAUCAAGUUCUGAAAUUUAAUUUCUAACUUUAAUUUAGAGGUAUUACAGAUUUAUUAGAUCUAAUAUCUCAUAAUAUUAAACAAAUUUAUUAUAAUAAUAUAAAUAUCAAUUUCUCAAUUUUAAAUAAAAUUUAUUGGUACUAUUAUAAUUACAAAUAAUGAAUGACUAUUCUACUUACCACCAUCUCAGGGCUAAGAUGCAGUGGAGAAUCCAGCCGCAUAGUCAUCGAUCUAAUGACAACUGGAUGAACGAGAUAAGCGCAGUAGGUAACUCUACUAAAUGGGUAGAGGAUGCUUGAAGAUAAAAUAUCAGAUAUGUAACCUGUAAAUCAUAAAAUAAUUUCAUAUUUACAGAUUAUAUUCAACUUAUCAGUUUUAUUUAACGAUUUUCUUUAAAAAAAUAAAGAGAAAACAAAAAUAUAACAUAGUUGAUGAAAGUCCAGAUUAUAAUCACAGAUUCAUUUUCAGUCAACAAAUUGCUACAAAUCAACAAAAUAAUGUUACAUUCUGUAAUUCACUUCUUGGUCAAUUAUUUUUCAUUAUAAUUAUCGCUAUGGUUUCACCUGUGUUGUAGAUCUUCAUCAAGGUUAACCAGUAUUGUCUGGUGAUGGAGAAGAGUGGCCCUUUUUAAAAUAAAAAUUGAUAAUGCUGCUUUUCUCAUUUUACUUAUAACAAGUUUUAACUACUUGAUUUUUUAGUUUUAGUUGUUUUUUUUUUAUCAAAUUAUGUUUUUAGUUAUUUAGUUUCAUUUUAAAAAAAAUUGAAAUAAUUCCUUUUCUCUAAUUUAUUUUUUAUUGUAUAGUUUUUUCGUGUAGGCACAUCAGUACAUUUCAAUAUUUUUGAUGUCAAUGCAUAUUUGGGAAUUUUUUUUCUCCAUAUUUCAUGUGUCUUUUUACUUCAUAUUUUGAGGUUUCUUAUUGUAUAUUAUAUGACAUAUUAGGGUUUUUACUGCAUAAAAAUCCAGACUCUAUUGAUAACAUAUUCAGUGAUAGAAUCAGUUUAACAAUAUAAAGUUUAAAAGGUAUAAUUCCUCUUACUGUACAAAUUGUGUUGAUUAAAUCAUAAUAGCAAAAGAAAAAAGAAAUAAAUAAGCAUAAUUUGAGUUGUAAUUAAAAAAGAAAAAAGGAGAUUAUGAUGAAUGAUAGGAUAGUUCUUACAGUAAUGGGUAGCUACCCAAAUGGGCAUUAGAAUAGUGAGCAAAAUUAUGAUAGUCUUAUUAUUUCUUAAAUACCUAUAUUUUGUAUCAACUUCAAUUAACUUUUAAUGAAAGUCAACAAGCAUAUAUAUUAUACAAUUUAAUCUUGUUUAUAUUUUAUUUAGGCAUUUAAAUUGUUCUUUUAAUAUUCGUAAUUAAAUUAAGAUUUAUCUUAAGCAAAAAAUACUUCUUUUUUUUCUCAUCACCAAAACGUUUAUUUAAUAAAUUACAUAUAUAAGUAUAACAAAAGGGCGAUCCCCCCCCCUCGUAGUCUGCGUCUAUCUUUGCAAGCUUUAAUAAACUACAUACCUCCAUAACCUGUUGAACAUGCUAUAACGAUCCAAGAAAGACCUAAUGCCCAGAGUGUGUGAGAAAGAGAAGAAAAUGCUGCAGCAGUAAUAGGAUGGAGUUUAGUUCCAGAGAGACCAUAUAUCAGGAACAGAAGCAAGCUCAGUGUCAAUGUCCAACCUGUGAUCACCA